Diuraphis noxia (Russian wheat aphid) is the source of this 378-nucleotide messenger RNA. RefSeq lists its product as uncharacterized. Lineage: Eukaryota; Metazoa; Arthropoda; Insecta; Hemiptera; Aphididae. The record is from RefSeq and is a predicted model, not a curated record.
AUGUCCGAUUGCUYUAUACCAAUAGAUAAUGUAGUUGAUUUAAACACUUUAGAGGACAAAACAUUGAGCAAUCAAGAAUUCAAAAAAGCUUUGAUAAAUAAAUUAUCACAUGUUGGAGGGAAAAAUGUAAAAACAGCCGUUAAGAGAUUCAUGUCAAAAUUAUUUACAAAUAGUUUUCUUGCGGAAUACCUAUUCAUUUACUGGAAAAAAGGGAAAAAGAAAUUUUGCGAUUUGUUUAUAUUUCCAAUUGUUUUAAAAUCCAUAAAAAAACAAGUAAAAUUCAAAAGUGCAAGUGAUCAUGAAAUAGAAGAACCAUUGAAAAUAUAUUUGGCUAGAGCACCCUUCGCAAACAAACGUUCAAAAACUUAUAAAAUAUAA